Molecule: messenger RNA, 2258 nt
Organism: Centropristis striata (black sea bass)
Lineage: Eukaryota; Metazoa; Chordata; Actinopteri; Perciformes; Serranidae
Gene: stambpl1
Product: STAM binding protein-like 1
Exons: 11
Coding region: 284-1648 (454 amino acids)
Biological process (GO): protein K63-linked deubiquitination
Cellular component (GO): endosome; membrane
Molecular function (GO): metal-dependent deubiquitinase activity; protein binding; K63-linked deubiquitinase activity
Source: RefSeq, a predicted model, not a curated record
UGAAAACGUGUCAGAGUGAGAACUCUCUCCAGGUCUAUCUUCCUCUCUUUGGUGGUAGUGAAGCGCAUGCGCAGAGCCGCCACCCACAGCUGUGAGACCGGAAGCAGUGAGUGAGUCAUCUGUAGAGGAGAGGAUCUGUGAGCGCCUCCAUCAGUCCGCGGAGCGUUCAGCCAUUUUACCCGCUGCUCCACCUGCUCCACCUGCUCCACCUGAACCGGCUCAGUCCGGACCGGCUGGACCCGGGUCAGACUGCCUCCCUCCACGCACCACGUGACCGCAGGUGAUGCGGACCGCAGGUGGACUCAGAACCAACAACGCGCCGAAGAAGCUGGCGGCUGAGCCCGACUACACCGACGUGUCUCUGACGGCGGCGGAGCGCGUGCGUGCGCUGAUGAAGAUGGGCUGCAGCGUGGAGAUCAACGAGGACGUCGCUCCCAGACGCUACUUCCGCUCCGGCGUGGAGAUGGAGCGCAUGGCGGCGGUUUACCUGGAGGAGGGCAGUCUGGAGAACGCCUACGUCCUCUACACCAAGUUCAUCACUCUGUUUGUAGAGAAACUUCCCACUCACAGAGAUUAUCAGCAGUGCAGCGUCCCGGAGAAGCAGCUCAUCAUGAAGAAACUUCAGGAAGUGGCGUUUCCACGUAAAGACGAGCUGAAGAAGCGUCUCCAGGAGAAAUACAGCAGGGAACACAGCGAGUACCUCAGAGCACAGAGCGCGGCGGCAGCAGUGGAGGUGGACCGCUGUGGCCAGCAGCUGCAGCAGCUCUCCCUGCUGGGCGAGGAGCGGAGGAGGUGCCUGCUGCUGGAGGAGGAGCGGAGGAGGUGCCUCCUGCUGGAGGAGGAGCGCCAGCGCGUGGCCGCCCUGCGCCGCAUGCAGAUCGAAUCCGAACAGUUUCGCUACUUCGAGGACCAGCUGAGGCGCCAGGACCUGGCCAAUAGGAGAGGAGAGGAGGCGGAGCUAAAGAUGCAGACCAAAGUGCCUGAGGUGACAGACGGCUCCUGUUUGUCUCAGCAGCCAAUCAGAGACAGUGUACGCUCCCAGGAGGCGGAUCCUAACAGGAACCGACCACCAGCUCCCGUCAGCCAACCAGCCGCCACCCUGGCUGGAGUACACACUCAGAGGGUGGAGGGUUUGCGGCGGGUGGUGAUUCCCAGAGAUCUGACCUACCGCUUCCUCCUGCUCGCUGACUCCAACACCGCUAGAGGCAUCGAGACCUGCGGCGUCCUCUGUGGACGGCUGACACACAACGAGUUCAUGCUGACUCACGUGGUCAUCCCCAAACAGUCGGCCGGUCCGGAUUUCUGCGACAUGGAGAACGUGGAGGAACUGUUCAGCUUCCAGGACCAGCAGAACCUGCUGACACUCGGCUGGAUUCAUACUCAUCCAACUCAGACGGCGUUCCUCUCCAGUGUCGACCUCCACACUCACUGUUCCUAUCAGCUGAUGCUGCCGGAAGCUAUCGCCAUCGUCUGCGCUCCCAAACACAACGACACCGGUGUGUUCAGGUUGAGCAGUCCCGGGAUGACGGAGGUUUCUGGCUGCAGACUGAAAGGUUUCCAUCCUCACUGCAAGGAGCCGCCACUCUUCGCUGUGUGUAAACACGUGGUGGUGAGGGAGUCAAAGGUCAUCCUGUUGGACCUCAGGUGACAGACAGGAGGCGCUGUUUGUCUUUUUUGAAGAGGAAACUGUGAACACAUUGCCUCUGUGUGUGUGUGUGUGUGUGUGUGUGUGUGUGUGUGUUUGUAAGCUCUGAAGCGUUUGUGUGCUUUAUAAACCAGCUGCUGGCUGUAAAUAGAUAUAAAUCUCUAUUUUCUGCAGUGAAACGUGAUGUUUGUGAGACAGUUGAAGUGACAGAGUGCCUUCUGAUAAACAACAAACAACAACAUCUGCUCUUAUAAUUACACAUUUAUAUUUUUGGUUUUCCAUUAAAUCUGUUAUUUGUUUAAGUUGAUGGUUUCAGCCAAUCAGAUCGUGUAUAAAGCAAUGAUGUCAGCAUUCCAUCACACCGAGCCAAUCAGCAGCUACACACGCGCUCAUUCACUCAUUCUGACUUUAUUUUAAAAACUAAAUGUGAAUUGAUGAAAUAACUUCUUGGUUUUAUGGAGUGAAAUAAAUGUACAGAGGUUUAUUCUGCAGCGCCUCCUACAGGCAGGAGGACAGUGUUCAGUCUGUGCACCAGCAGAUGUUCAGUGUUCAGGUGUGUGUGUGUAUGUGUGUUUUAAAAAAUGCUGUUUUUUGGUAAUAAAAUUUUUGUCUG